AUGUCCAAAUUAUCUUUACAAAAUGCCAUAUUAGCGUACGAACAAUUAGAAACUACUCCUUCAAAAAAAGAUAAUAUACCAGAAGAAUUAGAAGAUGAGCUUCGUAGAUUAGGUUGCGAUUUUAUUCAAUCUGCUGGAAUAUUAUUACGAUUACCGCAGGUAGCUAUGGCUACUGCACAAGUACUUUUUCAACGAUUUUUUUAUGUUGCAUCUUUAAAAAAAUUCUCUGUUAGGGAUAUAGGUAUGGGAGCUUUAUUCCUCGCUUCAAAAGUUUCAGAAGCACCAUGCAAAAUUCGCGAUUUAAUUAAUGUUUAUCAUUAUUUGAUAAGAAGUUAUUGUGGCAAGUCAAUUGAACCUUUGGAAUAUUUAGGACAAGAUGCAUUGGUAAUUGCUGAAAUGCAAAUAUUAAAAAAAUUGGGAUUUAAUGUACACGUACAAUUACCAUAUGGAUUAAUGGUUAAUUAUUUAAAAGUAUUAGAAUUAACUGAUCAUGAGACUAUUCCCCAAAAAGCAUGGGGGUACCUUAAUGAUUCGUUAAGGACAAAUGUGUACGUAUGUUAUCAACCUGCAACGGUUGCUUCAAGACAUAUAAUGAGAUUAUAUGCUAUAAGAUUACCUUCAAAUUUACCACUUUCACUUGAUGAGUUGGAUGAUUAUUUAAAGAAUUAUGAAGAUAGAAGAAAAGCUGGAAUUAAUGAUAAAAAUGAUAAAAAUGUUGUGGAUGGAGAAAUUAAAUGGGAUAAAGAAGAUAAAGAAGACAAACAGGAUAAAGACAAUAAAAAGGAUAAGGAAGUCAAAGUAGAUAAGAAAGAUAAGGAAGAUAAGAAGGAUAAAGAGGAUAUACUUGACAAAGUUGACAAGGAGGAUAAAGAAGAUAAAGAGGAUAAGUAUGAUAAAGAUGAUAUGGGGCAAGCUCCUAUGGUCGAAGAUUAA
Molecule: messenger RNA, 933 nt
Organism: Funneliformis geosporum
Lineage: Eukaryota; Fungi; Glomeromycota; Glomeromycetes; Glomerales; Glomeraceae
Source: the annotation of a GenBank genome assembly